AAAAACCCCUGGUCGCGAAUAGUGCUCACACCUACUGACCGCUACUUCCAUGUAUCCGAAUCUAACAAUGGGCCAUUAUAUCCUCUAAUUGGGAUCCGCCCCAUUCAUUACUACGUUGAGAUAAGGCGCAGGAAGCUAACCGUCUUAGUUUGUUAUCAGUACACAACCGGCUGUCCUAGUCCAACAUAGCUACAUAUAACGAACUAAUGUCCAUUGCGUACCUCGCAAAUCGGAUGCCUCGACUCAAGGCACCCGUGACAGGGGAUUAACAAGGAUCUACAUCACGAGUGGUCUUGUUACGCAAGAUCAACAUUCAUUAUCCGCUGGCGCAGCACCGCGAAGCGAGACUGACCGCUCAGAGGACACUAUGGCACCAGCUUCUCGAGUAGGGUGCUAAAGAUUAUCGUCCGUGCUCUCAGAACAGGCACAACCUCUCUGCAAGCUCUCAUAACAGCUCCUGUUAGUUAUGAUGCCUAUGUUGGGGUCUGUUCUGAGCCUGUUCUGCGUGCCCGCUGGCCUGAGAUAGUGUCGAGAGCGCAUUAUGUCUAUCUAUGGUUAUGAGGACUGUGUGGCCGGGACAUUCUACGGAUUCACGGGUACUGAAAAUAAUGAGUUCCACCCUGGUUACACUUUCAAUCUCAAAUGGAGGGCAAUCGAUAAUGGAAAGAUCCCGCUCAACAUCUCCUUGGGACAAGCCGGGGGCACCCUGAUCGAUCCAAUCGUCAGUAAGUUGACCACGUCUUCUUCCACAUCCAUAUCCAUACCUUCGACGUCUUCAUCUUCGAGGAGCAUUGGUAUAGGCGUCGGGGUCGGCGUUGGCGGGUUCCUUUUGAUCCUUUCACUUGCUUUCUAUUUUCUCCUUCGGCGAAGAAAGGCCAACCAGGUACCACCGACAGCGACAGCGCAGGUGAAAAUGAAAAUAACUACCGUUAAUUCACACCCAGUCGAGUUGCCGACCAGGGAAGCUCUUCAGCAGAGGCACGGGAUGGCUGAGCUACCAGGAUAGGGAAGGAGAAAGAAG
Aspergillus alliaceus is the source of this 1021-nucleotide messenger RNA. RefSeq lists its product as uncharacterized. The record is from RefSeq and is a predicted model, not a curated record. Bases 542 to 1006 code for a protein of 154 amino acids. NCBI's taxonomy places the organism in Eukaryota, Fungi, Ascomycota, Eurotiomycetes, Eurotiales, Aspergillaceae. The transcript has a single exon.